Hordeum vulgare subsp. vulgare (domesticated barley) is the source of this 707-nucleotide messenger RNA. RefSeq names its product E3 ubiquitin-protein ligase UPL3-like. Bases 1 to 594 code for a protein of 197 amino acids. The record is from RefSeq and is a predicted model, not a curated record. NCBI's taxonomy places the organism in Eukaryota, Viridiplantae, Streptophyta, Magnoliopsida, Poales, Poaceae. Gene Ontology annotation, molecular function: ubiquitin protein ligase activity. Gene Ontology annotation, biological process: protein polyubiquitination; proteasome-mediated ubiquitin-dependent protein catabolic process. The transcript is spliced from 6 exons.
AUGAUUGUCUGGUUCCUCUUUGUCUCUUUGUUGUUCUUCCUCAAUUCCCUCCGUGGAGCUCCUAUGGAGGACUUGUGUUUAGAUUUUACUCUUCCAGGUUUUCCUGAUUAUUUUCUCAAAGAAGGCGAGCAAAACAUAAUUGUUAAUAUCCACAACCUAAAGGAGUAUGUUUCUUUGCUAGUCGAUGUGACAGUGAAGUCAGGGAUUAUGAAGCAGGUUGAAGCUUUCAUAUUAGGUUUUAGCCAGGACUUUGAUAUCUCAUCCCUCCAAAUAUUUUCACCUCAAGAGCUUGACUAUCUAAUAUGUCGUCGUCAAGAAAUAUGGGAGGCCAAAUCACUGGUGGAUAACAUAAAAUUUGAUCACGGGUUUACUCCUAAAAGUCCUGCCAUUAUAAAUCUACUCGAGAUCAUGACGAAAUUUACCCUUGAUCAGCAGCAUGCAUUCUGCCAGUUUGUAAUUGUUGCUUCUUCUCGGCUUCCAACUGGUGGUUUGGCUGCCCUUAGUCCCAAGCUUACCAUAGUUCAACAGGAAGUCAUGCGCAAGAAGCUGCUCUACGCCAUCCUAGAAGGCUGUGGAUCUUUUGAUCUAUCCUGAGUUGAUAAACUAACGAUACAGGGCUCACCAUUGGAUGCCCGUCAAUUUUAUCCCGAAAUAGUUUUCUUCUUUGUUGCCUGCAAUAACAUAGGUUGAGGUUACCAGUCGCUCCG